AUGUCAUAUCUUCUCAAGGAAUGCAUUGCUCUCUUGCAGUUGUACGCCUCCUCCAGAUUGAAGCUGAAGCAAAUCCAUGCCUUCUCAAUCAGACAUGGCGUCACAGUAUCAAAUCCAGACAUGGGCAAGCACCUCAUCUUCACCAUUGUGUCCCUCUCAGCUCCCAUGUCUUAUGCCCAGCACAUAUUUUCACAAAUCCAGGAUCCCAACAUUUUCACAUGGAAUACAAUGAUUAGAGGCUAUGCUGAGAGUGAGAAUCCAAGGCCAGCUGUUGAACUGUACCGCCAAAUGCAUGUGUCCUCCAUGGAACCUGACACGCACACAUACCCGUUUCUUCUAAAGGCUGUAGCUAAGUUGAGUGCAGUUAGAGAGGGAGAAAAGAUACAUGCUAUUGCUGUAAGAAAUGGGUUUGAGUCAUUGGUUUUUGUUCAGAACUCAUUGGUUCAUAUGUAUGCUGCUUGUGGGCAUGCUGAGAAUGCGCACAGGAUGUUUGAGUUAACGCCUGAAAAAGAUCUUGUUGCUUGGAAUUCUGUGAUUAAUGGGUUCGCUCUUAAUGGGAUGCCCAAUGAGGCUCUGACCCUUUUCAGGGAAAUGGGUUUGGAGGAUGUUCAGCCAGAUGGGUUCACUAUGGUAAGUUUGUUGUCUGCUUGUGCUGAGCUUGGAGCUUUGGCAUUGGGUAGGAGGGUCCAUGUUUAUAUGCUGAAGCUUGGUUUGAAUACGAACGUGCAUGCUAAUAAUGCCCUUUUGGACCUCUAUGCAAAGUGUGGGAGCAUUAGAGAGUCACAAAAGUUGUUUCAUGAGAUGGAGAAAAGGAACGUAGUUUCUUGGACUUCUUUGACAGUCGGGUUGGCUGUUAAUGGGUUCGGCAAGGAAGCGCUUGAGCUUUUCAAGGAGUUGGAAAGAGAGGGUUUGGUGCCAAGUGAGAUUACUUUUGUUGGGGUGUUGUAUGCUUGUAGCCAUUGUGGAAUGGUGGAUGAGGGGUUUAAUUAUUUUAACAGGAUGAAAGAGGAAUAUGGCAUUGUGCCUAGGAUAGAACACUACGGCUGCAUGGUUGAUUUGUUGGGUAGGUCAGGCAAGGUGAAAGAAGCAUAUGAGUAUAUUCAAAACAUGCCAUUGCAGCCUAAUGCCAUUGUUUGGAGGACCUUGUUGGGAGCAUGCACAAUUCAUGGAAAUUUGGCUCUUGGGGAGGUUGCAAGAGCCCAUCUCCGACAAUUGGAGCCUGGAAAUAGUGGGGAUUACGUGCUCCUCUCAAAUCUUUAUGCAGCAGAGCGUCAGUGGUCAGAUGUGCAAAAGGAGAGGAACACAAUGCUUGCAGAAGGGGUUAGGAAAACUCCUGGGUAUAGCCUUGUUGAAUUAGGGAAUAAGGUUUACGAAUUUACCAUGGGUGACAGGUCUCAGCCUCAAAGUGAGGAUAUAUAUGUGAUGCUAGCAGAGAUCACAAAAUUGUUGAAAUUGGAAGGUUAUGUGCCUCAAACAGCAAAUGUGCUUGCAGACAUAGAGGAGGAGGAAAAGGAGAAUGCUUUGUCUUAUCAUAGUGAGAAAAUUGCAAUUGCUUUUAUGCUCAUUAAUACAGCAGCAGGAACCCCAAUUAGGGUGGUGAAGAAUUUGAGAGUGUGUGCUGAUUGUCAUUUGGCGAUUAAACUCAUAUCAAAGAUUUUUAAGCGAGAGAUUGUUAUGAGGGAUCGCAGCCGGUUUCACCAUUUCAGAGAUGGUUAUUGUUCUUGUAGAGAUUACUGGUAAUUUGUGGAAUAAUUGGUGACUCUUUGGUUAAAUUCGUUUGACAGAGGUAUGCAUUCAUAUAAAAGAGAUCUAUCAACUAACAUGUUGCAAUU
Molecule: messenger RNA, 1832 nt
Organism: Corylus avellana
Lineage: Eukaryota; Viridiplantae; Streptophyta; Magnoliopsida; Fagales; Betulaceae
Product: Tetratricopeptide repeat (TPR)-like superfamily protein
Biological process (GO): RNA modification
Molecular function (GO): zinc ion binding; protein binding; RNA binding
Source: RefSeq, a predicted model, not a curated record